GCGCUCGAGAGCGGGCCCCUCCCGCGCUGUGGUGUGAGGGGUAACGGCCGCUUAGCGCCAGCCUCAGUCCGGCAGAGGGGAGCGGCGGCAGCUGCUGGCAUGGGGGGGACCCCGCUGCUCAGCCGCCCCCGCCUUCCCUAAGUGGUGUUAUAGUCGGGGCUCCGGCCCUCCGCCGCAGGGGCCGCCCAUGGAGCCUAAAGUUUCAUUCAGAGGCACCAAUCGCUGUUGGAGUAGCGCAGAAACCAGUGGAAGGCUAACUGAUGUAUUCAAUAGUGUUAUCAUGCCAGGUUCCAGCUCAUUCUAUGAUUGCUACAAAUUACAGAAUGAAGACAAUGUAGACCUAAAUCAAACAUACAGUUCUUCACUUUCUACAUCAUCAGAAUAUUCAACUUCUGUUGACUCUUCUCUCUUAUAUGCACCAUGGUCUACAUAUGGAGAUGAUAUUAAACAAUCUGCUGUUUCUCAGAUUAGUGUAAAGAACAGGAUUCAAACUGAAAGAAAUGACUAUGGCAGUGAAACAGACUUAUAUGGACUUGUAUCUAACAUCUUGGAAGAACAAGAUAAAUCACAGCCAUAUUUUGCUGAGGGGACCUGCUCCUCAAAUUUAAAGUCAGUAUGGCCUGUGAACACAACCAGAUUUGCAGACCACCAUGACCUGUUGUCGGAAUCAAAAAGGCCUGUAGUUGCAGCUAUCUCUCAACAGGUUUUUUAUACUGGUGAAUCCAUAUCUGCUGCUGAAAAACCAUGCUUGCACAGUGGCAGUCUAGCAUCACAACAGAAAAUAGAUGAACUUUAUCAUGGAUUUACUAGCAUGGACCUUGAAGAGCAAUGGUUGUACCCUUCUAGGAAUGAUCAUGCAGGCUGUUACAACAUGCAGACCAAUGAGAAUGCUAAAACACCUCCACUACAGAGCUAUUCAUAUAUCAAAAACUCUUUUAUACCACAAACUGGUUUUUCAGAAGUAAUAAAAGAAUCAGGAGCAGAUACUUAUUCAUAUGGAAGAGAUAAAGUGUGUGCCAAAGGGCCUGAAGUGCAGUUACACCAAAAGCGGGCAGAAAUGUUUCUUCCACAAUUUAACAGCUACAGUGAAAAUGCAGAUUAUUGUAGAUACCCAGAAUAUUCUCAUCCCAGUAAAUUAAAGCAUAAUAAGAGUACAAACUUCAGUGUCCAAGAUAGUAAAAAAUUAACAAAUGGAAUACCUGAAGCACCAGCUGUGGAUACAGAAACCUACACUAAAUUAUUUCAAGUUAAACCAGCAAUUCAGAAAAAAAUUGAAGAUACAAUUCCAGAUCAGCAGAACUUUACAUUUUCUAAAACUACAGGACUCUUGUCAGAAAAGCAGUUUGCAAAUGAACCUUCAUUUACCACUGACUUUGGGUUAAAAUCUGAGUAUGGACUAAAAUCUCAUGCAGCUUGUCCAGGAAGUAGUGAUUUUGCAAAUGCCACAGAAAAACAACUAUUUUCAAAAUCUGAUCCCCAGAAUUCUGAAUAUUUUAAAUCACUGACCUUAUUAUCAAACUCAGCAACCACUUCAGCAGGCACUAGUGUGAGGCCAACUUGGAUGAAUAUUCAAACUAAAAACAAUACUUCUGUCCUGUACCAGAAUCCAAGCACCUUGAUGAAGUUGAGUAACCAUCUGUCUGCUACUCCAAAAGGUUCCAAUAAUUCUAAUGAUUUUUCUCAAUUGUCAUCUUCAAAUUUAACUUUGAAUAAUAACUUGUUUCAGAAAUUCUGCCAAGAAAAUCCUUCAGCAUUUUCUAGUCUUGAUUUCGGUUAUAAUACUGCAGAACGAAUUCAGCCUGCUAAUCGUAUGGAAGGACUAACUAAGGUUGGAGAAGAGAGUCUCUUUGAACCAAUUACUGAUAAAAAAAUUAAGCAGUCAAAUGGUUUUUGUGAGAACUAUUCAGCUCAAUAUGGGAUCACUGAAAAUUUGAACAAACACAACUUCCAAGCUAAGCCACAAAGUGGACAUUAUGAUCCUGAGGAAGGACAAAAACAUCUAGAUGUAUUGCCACAGAACACAUACCAGGAUCUGUUGGAGUCUCACGGUCACUUUAAUAGCCACAGACAGGGAGGUGGAGACAGCAAUAUUGUCAAUAGCCGUGUAAAUCGCCCACAGGCUUCCUGCUUUUCAAACAAUUAUAUGAUGGGCGAUUUAAGACACAAUCAUAACUUUCAGCAACUUGGUUCUAAUGGGUUUUCCUUGCGAUCCACCCAUCCAUUUGGCCAUUCAGUUGUUCCCCCGAUGGAUUCCUAUGAUUUGUUUUCUUAUGAUGAUUUAAGUAAUUUAUAUCCUUAUUUUAAUGAUAUGAUGUAUGGUGAUGGUUCUUUCUCUGGUUUUGUACCAACAUUUGGCUUUCAAAGACCAAUUAAAACUCGUAGUGGGCCUGCCAGUGAACUUCAUAUUAGACUGGAAGAAUGUUAUGAACAAUGGAGAGCAUUGGAAAAGGAAAGAAAAAAGACUGAAUCUGCUCUUGCCAAGAACUACCCAGGGAAAAAGGUUUCCAGUACUAACAACACUCCAAUUCCAAGGUUGACAUCAAACCCAUCAAGAGUUGAUCGCUUAAUUGUGGAUCAGCUACGUGAACAAGCCAGAGUCGUGACUUUACUUGGAAAAAUGGAACGUCUUCGCAGUUCUCCCCUUCAUGCUAAUAUCUCCACUGCUCUUGAUAAACAUCUGGAGGUAAUUCAUAUAGUGCAGUCACGUAGAAAGGAUGAAAUUGUAAAUGCUUCAAAUCGGCAGAGGCAAGGAGCUCCGAGAUGCCAAGAUGACAGAGAUGUUUUUGCCCUUGCUUUGGCAAUUAAAGAGAUGAGUGUAGCAACACGCAAAGCACGUACUACCCUUUGGUGUGCACUUCAGAUGACCUUACCAAAAACUGCCACUAUAGCUGGACAAGUAGAUGUGGAGAAAGCUUUUCAGGAGAUGGUACAGUCUGAAGAUAAAGCAUGUGAAAAUGUGAACAGCAGCAACCUCUUGAAUCAGAGAGGUGAAACAAACAAACAAACACUAAUGAAGUGUUAACCCAUGCAAGAGUAAAAUUUGCAAUGUGGGUUUGGCAAGACACAGUGUAAAUGAACUCUUAAAGCUUGAGAAAUUAAUUGAUUUUCUUCCAAAUUUAAAGUUAAUACCUGAAUGAAGCAAGUUCAGCUUCUCAACAAAAAAAAAAGUCCAAUUUCUAACUAAUUGGAGACUAACCAGACUAACCCACUGAACUAACAGGUUAUAUUAGCAGCUUCAGCAAUACAUUAACGUGUCAGAUUUGUUAGUUUAAGUAAUGUGAUUAUUUUUAACUGCCACUCUGCAGUGCAGGUAAGCACCAGUGUGAAAUUCUUCUAAGUGAUAAGUUUCUUUUAGGUUUGCCUUAGUAAACAUGUUUUCAAAUAAUGAAUCUCAGUGACUGUAACCCACCAUAGGCUGCAGUCUAGUAACAGACAAGUUUUGAUUGUGAUGUAAAAACGUUUUCCUUAUCAAACUAAUACCUGGAAACAGGAGGAAAGCAAUGCUAAACAUACCCAGUAUUAAUGUAAAAAUUAAAUAUUUAAAAUAUUGACAUAUUUAUGAAUUUGAAAUUUUAGAAUCUAAAUUUAUGAAAGGAAAUGCACCAGAUUCUCCUAAAUUAGUGAUAUUAUAAAACUGCCAUUGUGAAACCAUGCAAUGUAGUGAAGGUAAAACUUGUUCAAAUCAUUUGUGCAUAUUCUUUAAAAAAAAAUUAUAUCUCUGUUUUAAAAUAUUUAAGUGUAAUCAAAACAUUACAUUUACACAAUCGGAAUCUUAAAAAGCUGCAAAGCAGCGGAAAUAAUGAGUAUUGUUCUUAUACCCUUGGUUUAAUACUUUUAAAGAGGGUAUCACAAGGUUCUGAAAUGUAUUUUUUUUUAAAGUUACUCUUUAGCUAGUUUGGUUUGAGAUUGGUUAGCGUAUAUUUUGUUAAAUUUAUUAGUUUGCUUCUGUAUUUUUGAAAGCUAUUGAAUGCUUGGCUUUUUCUGUGUUCCUUAUCUCAAUAUCUUUGUAUUGAACGUGAAUAAUUUAUUCAUUAAUAUGAAAGGUUGAUAUUAUGUGGCUCAGGAGAUCUUGGGUUUUAACAAUUCUAGCAUGGAGUUAAACUAUAAUGUGUGGAUUAAAUUUAUUGAGCUAUCCUUGGCUAGAUACACUGAUAUUAACAGUGUUCUUAGUUUUAGAAAUCCUGGUACGCAAAAAGUGUAAUCACACCACAUAAAUUGUCUUUGGAUGACGUGAGAGAGAAACUGAUUGAGAACGCAGGAUAAACUGUAGUAGAACUAUUUUGAUCAUUGAUAUGACUUACAGUACUGCCAAAAUUAAUUGCAAAGGGGCAGCAAAAUAUAAUACAACAUCAUACCACAGUAGUCACUGCACAAAGACUGGUUAAGUUUGACGUAAGACAUGUUGGAUGUUAUGAAAACAAAUAUUGUACUGAAUUUAGUCUGCUAAGAAAUAAAGUAGCUUUCGUUGAAAAGUGUUGUUUUACUCUGCAUGUGCGUAUUUGAACAUGUUUUAGCGAAUUAGACUCUUUAUGUGCAUGUUGAUAUAAUGAAGGCUAAUUUUAUAUUCUCAUCAGGAAAUGAGAUUACUGAACUAUGUUGAAAGGGGCGA
Messenger RNA from Mauremys mutica (yellowpond turtle), 4609 nucleotides. RefSeq names its product meiosis specific with coiled-coil domain (gene MEIOC). Gene Ontology annotation, cellular component: cytoplasm; nucleus. Gene Ontology annotation, biological process: male meiosis I; mRNA stabilization; female meiosis I. The transcript is spliced from 8 exons. The coding region runs from base 188 to 3022 and encodes 944 amino acids. The record is from RefSeq and is a predicted model, not a curated record. NCBI's taxonomy places the organism in Eukaryota, Metazoa, Chordata, Testudines, Geoemydidae.